UAAAGCCUAGGGAGUUAUUAUCAAUAAAAUGGUCCAUGCAAACUUCAAUCCUCGUGGAGAUUUCUCCACCAUGCUUUCACACUCUUUAAAAAGGUAGUAGUGGAGAAGAAUUCUUUGCAAGCAAAGGGAGAUUCAGAUUAGGAAAAAGAAAAAGAAAAUGGAUCUUGGGUCACCCAAAAUAGAGGCUGUUCUAAGGCUUUGUGCAAUCUUGCUCUUGGUUUUGGUAGCUUGUUUAGUAGGGUUAGAUUCCCAGACAAAGUCUCUUGUAUACCUUGAAAAAACAGUCACAUACAAGGACUUGAAAGCUCUCCAAGCUUUGGUGUACGUGAAUUCUGUGGCUGCUUGUUAUAAUCUCAUUCAACUAAUAAGCAGAGGUUCUUUCUUAGCUCGGUACAAGGGAAGCUUUAAGAGUUCUUAUAGAUAUGUGGAUUGGGGUUGUUAUUUGUUGGAUCAGACUGCAGUGUACAUAACAUUUGCCGCAACCUCGGCAGCACUAGAGCACUCAGUUUUGGUAGUGACAGGAGCUGAGGCCAUGCAGUGGAUGAAGUGGUGCAACAAGUUCACCAGAUUCUGCGACCAAAUUGGAGGUGCUUUGAUCUGCAGCUACAUAGCCUGUGCCUUUAUGGGCUUUAUAUCCUCCAUUUCAGCCCUCAAUUUGUUUAGGCUUUACUCACCCAAACACUUUCUGCUCUUAAAGACCAAUUAAUUAUUCUGAACUGGUAAUGUUAAAGUUUCUAAUAGCUACAAAACCUUGUAAGAUUUGAUCUUUUGUAAGUGUAACAAGAUUUGAUCUUGUCUGGUGAUCUUAUAAACCAAGGUACUCAUAUGCUUUCUUCUGGCCCUA
This is a messenger RNA of Hevea brasiliensis (rubber tree), 844 nucleotides long. RefSeq names its product CASP-like protein 2C1. The transcript has 3 exons. Bases 158 to 706 code for a protein of 182 amino acids. NCBI's taxonomy places the organism in Eukaryota, Viridiplantae, Streptophyta, Magnoliopsida, Malpighiales, Euphorbiaceae. The record is from RefSeq and is a predicted model, not a curated record.